AUGGUUGUUAUGGAGACUCGAAUUGGUGGUGAUAGAGCUAGGGAUAUCUCGGAUAGGUUGCCGUUUGAUGAAGCCAUCCAUUCAGACACGAUUGGUUUUUCUGGUGGAAUUUGGCUUCUCUGGAACUCUGAUAAAGUGCAGAUUACUCAUUUAGCUAUGUCAGAGCAGGAGGUUCACAUUUUAGUGAAGGUAAUCUCAACUUCCCUUGAAUUUAUUUUUUCAGCUAUUUAUGCUAGUCCUAGAUUCCAUGAAAGAUGUAUAUUGUGGAACAAUCUUAAAAAUGUUGCUGAUCUACAUGAGAAACCUUGGAUAAUAGCUGGAGAUUUUAAUGAAGUUCUUGCUGUUGGGGACAAGUUUGGGGGUAGAGCUGUUAACUCAAAUAGGUCUUUGCUUUUUAAAGAUUGUCUUGAUUAUUGCAACAUGAUAGAUAUGGGGUUCACUGGGCCUCGGAAGGCUUCGGAUUGGAAUAAGCACCACUUUGGAAAUAUCUUUGGGAGGAAGAAGCGAGAAGAGGAGUUGUGGGUUCAAAAGUCUCGCAUUAAUCGGCUAAUUGAGGGUGAUAGAAACACUGCUUUUCAUCAUAUGUCUACAAUUGUUAGGAGAAGACGUAACUGUAUUUCGCGUAUAAAAAAUGAUAUAGGAGAAUGGAUUACUAGUGAGGGUGGGACUAUAUCUUUCAUUAGAGAAGGGUUUAGUAAAUUGUUCUCGACUACCCUUGAUUACUCUCCUUUACAUAUUUCCCAACCCUCUAGGUGGCAAGUGGUUUUGUUGGAAGAGGAUAAGGGCAGCCUGAAUUUGCUGGUGUCUGAUGAUGAAAUCAGAGAAGGUUUGUGGGCUCUCAAACCGUACAAAGCCCCUGGUCCGGAUGGACUCCAUGCGGGGUUUUUCCAAAGGUUUUGGCCCACUGUUAAGGAAUCUAUGAGGAAUGAAUUUACGUAUAUCUUUGAAGAAUGUAGAAUCCCCGAUUACCUCAAUAGAACCAAUAUUGUUCUAAUUCCUAAAAUAGCGGGCUCGGAAAGUUUGGGGAACUAUCGCCCCAUUAGUCUUUGCAAUACGGUGUACAAGAUUGUCACUAAGAUCAUUGUAGCUAGGCUUAGACCUCAUCUUGAUAAGCUGGUCUGCCCUCUCCAAUCAGCUUUUGUACCGGGGAGGCGAAGUGUAGACAAUGUUAUUGUGGUGCAAGAGUUGAUUCAUACUAUUAGUAAUAAGAAGGGGCAGGGAGGCUACAUGGCGAUUAAAGUGGACCUUGAAAAGGCUUAUGACAAAAUUGAAUGGAGUUUCAUUCGAGAAGUGUUGAUUAAUGCAAAUUUACCCCACAAUUUGGUUAAUCUCAUCAUGAGUUAUGUUUCUUCUGUCUCCACUUCUAUUCUAUUUAAUGGUGGAAUUGCUGAGCCUAUUUUCCCCUCGCGUGGAAUUAGGCAAGGUGAUCCAUUAUCUCCUUAUCUCUUCAUUCUUUGUAUGGAAGUUCUUGGGCAUAUCAUUGAAGAUAAGUGUAGUGAGAAGAGUUGGGUUCUUGUCAAAAGCUCUCAGAGUGGGACGGCUUUUUCUCACUUGUUUUUUGCGGAUAAUUUGGUUCUCUUUGCGAAGGCGGAUCAUGUGAAUUGUUCUACAAUUAGGGAUGUGCUUGAUGACUUUUGUACUAGGUUUGGCCAAUCCAUUAGUGAGAGUAAGUCUAGAGUUUAUUUCUCCCCAAAUGUAGACGUGGAUACUAGAGAAUCCUUGUGUGAUAUUUUGGGAUUUAAAUCUACUCCUAAUCUUGGAAAGUACCUUGGGUUUCCCUUGAAGCACCGGGGAGGGAACAAUCAAGACCAAAAUUUCAUUUUGGAUAGGGUCAAGCAGAAGUUGGCGGGGUGGAAAGCUAAUUUAUUAUCACUUGCAGCGUUACCCAAGAAGUUGUUGGAUGAUAUUGAUAGAGUUAAUCGUAAUUUUCUGUGGGGAUCUUCGGAUUCUUCGAAAAGAACACAUUGGGUGGGUUGGCACAAACUGACCGAAGCUAAAGAGAAAGGGGGUCUUGGAAUUCAAUCAGCUAGGGGUAGGAAUCAAGCUCUGCUUGCCAAUCUUAAUUGGAGAUUUCGGACGGAGAAGGAUGCUGUGUGGGCAAAGGUUCUUAGAAGCAAGUAUUGUACUAGCCGUCGGUUGCACGCUAGAGCUAAAGACAAGCUUCCUUGUUCUAGAGUUUGGAAAGCAAUUCAGAAGGGCAGUGAGGUUUUUCAUAAAGGCAUUCGGUGGAUUCCGGGGCAAAAUAGUAGUUUGAGCAUUUGGCAUGAUAAAUGGUUUGCAAAGGCUUCAUUAAGAGCUUUAAUUCAAGGUCCUCUCCUUGAAGAAGAAGAGAGGCUCCAAGUUAAAGAGGUUUUUGGUCCUCAUGGAUGGGAUUGGUCAAAAGUUUCUGUCCAAGUUCCAAAUGAUGUUAUUAUGGAAAUUAAUGCCAUGCCUUAUUCUUUGGGGAAUUCUAUUGAGGAAGAUAGGUUGAUUUGGAAUGGUGAUAAGCAUGGGGAUUUUGAACUUAAAUCAGCCUAUUCUUUAGCCACUAGAUGCAGUGAGGAGGAAGAGGAGUUUAUGGGGUGUUGGGUUUGGAAGGUGGAUACUUUACCGCAUAUUAAAUCUUUCAUGUGGCAAUGCUUGCAUAAUAGCCUUGGGGUGGGAGAUUGCCUUGUUAAAAGGCACCUUAGUGAGGUGGAUAGGUGCCCUAUUUGUCUAAGGGAAGUUGAGACCAUUAUUCAUAGACUUAGGGACUGUAGCAAAAGGAUGUUCUGGAUCAGAUGGGAGAAGCCUUCACCUGGCUGGGUUCGUUUAAACAUUGACGGAUCAGCCUUAGGGAAUCCUGGUAGAGCUAGUUGCGGUGGCAUCAUUCGGAAUGAUCGUGGUGAUUGGCUUGGUGGUUUCUCUAGAUGCAUCGGAGUCACCACAAGCUUUAUUGCUAAGCUUUGGGCUCUUCGUGAUGGCCUUAACCUUUGUCACAACAUGCAUCUUCAAGCUGUUGAUAUUCAAAUUGAUGCCAAAGCAGUUGUUGAUAUUAUUAGAGAUCCUUCUUACUCGAACCGGGUUGUUAUGCCUAUUGUUGAUGAUUGUAGACAGUUGAUAUCCCAAUUUGGCCAAGUUCAGAUUAGGCAUUGCUAUCGUGAGGCUAAUUUUUGUGCUGACUUUUUAACUAGAAAAGGUGUGCUCCAGGAUUGUUGUUAUUAUGUGUAUCAGGAUCCUCUUGUGGACUUGCUAGAUCUUAUUAGUGCGGACAAGGAGGGUGUGUUUUGUAUCAAGGCUAUUCCUGCUGUUGCUAGUAGCCUUUAG
This is a messenger RNA of Quercus lobata, 3285 nucleotides long. RefSeq lists its product as uncharacterized. The coding region runs from base 1 to 3285 and encodes 1094 amino acids. Gene Ontology annotation, molecular function: RNA-DNA hybrid ribonuclease activity; nucleic acid binding. The record is from RefSeq and is a predicted model, not a curated record. Lineage: Eukaryota; Viridiplantae; Streptophyta; Magnoliopsida; Fagales; Fagaceae. The transcript is spliced from 5 exons.